Molecule: messenger RNA, 1790 nt
Organism: Anguilla anguilla (European eel)
Lineage: Eukaryota; Metazoa; Chordata; Actinopteri; Anguilliformes; Anguillidae
Gene: tmem109
Product: transmembrane protein 109
Exons: 3
Coding region: 990-1685 (231 amino acids)
Biological process (GO): cellular response to gamma radiation; intrinsic apoptotic signaling pathway in response to DNA damage by p53 class mediator
Source: RefSeq, a predicted model, not a curated record
GAAGGACAUUUUCUUGUUCAAAUAAUCAUAAUCAUCGAAGUCCUGGAAUGACCGCUAACAUGCUUCCAACAAGCAAACGUAAAGUCAAAACAGGAUUCCGUAUAGUGUUUCUCUCAUUGCUGAAAUACUUAUACCACUAGUAUUAAGUAGAUAUGUAUAGUUUAUUAGUGAUAGUUAGCAGACUCUUUAUUCUUAGAGACUAAAGAACUGAUUUAAGAUGAUUUUUGAAUACACAUUAUCGAGUGAUUUUGAUGAGUCUGAUUAGUACUCAAAGUACAGUAAUACACUGCAGAAUAUUUUCUCGACCAGGGCAGACAACAUAUACUGCCAUUUCAGUGAACUGGAGCAGGAAGUGAUGUAGACUUUCGCAUGAAACCGUAAACCUGUCGAACAACCUUAUCGGUGUAAACAUUUGUUGCCUUGCGCUGGCAUUAGAGUGUGCGCAGAGUUAGGUUUUUAUAAGAAAAAUAAAAUACAUAGUUUGCAUGAUUUAAUCACACCUUCAGUUAUGGUAGUACUAACUUAAUACUCAGAAAGUAAAAAUAGGCGUGGACACGUGGUUAAAGCUACAGCCUUCAACAAAUUAUUUGAACGAACAAUAGCUACAAUCUAUAAAUGCGCGAAGCCAACGUGGAACUAUAGCCUAAUUAGUUCUAGCGUGAUAUACGACCGUACGGAAAACGAGCACUUUAUUUAAAGUAUGUCUUCUUUUUGGUAGCUUUUAGAAGUUAGCUCGUUAGUUUGUAAAGCUGGGUGGAACCACAAGCUAGCUAAGUUUUUUUUAUUCAGUUGUAGCCUACUAUACAAAACAGGGACAUAUUUAAGAGUGAGUGCUAAAUCGGCUAAUUUACUAGUUUUAAUCUAAAUAACACAAACUGAACGAGAUGAAACGAAAACGCUGAAAAGGACAAAAAAUAACGUUGCUAUUUUUUCCAUCACGUCCAACUGGGGUAAUUUGUACUGUAAGAAUACGCUACUGAAUUCCACAUAUGAAAAUGCAUUCAGAGAUGCCGCUCGGUUAUUUAGCUCUAGUAGUAGCAGCAUCUGUAUUGUGCGUUUUGGUGCCGGAGUGCGCAGCCGACGCGUCACCGACCGGAGAACCUCCGAAAUGGGCCGGGCUGAUGCGGGAUAUACGGACUCGGGUGCUGGAGUUUUCCAAGGAAGCGCACGAGUACGUGGUGUCCGUCGUCGGGACCCAGGCGAUUGACAAGUCGUUGGAGUGUGUUCAGGGAGUGAUCAGAGUUUUGUCAGAGGGAGCAGCUAGCGGGCUGAACGUGGUUGCUGUGUACGUCUCCGAGAUCUUCAAAGCAGCUGGAAUCCCAAUCAAACUGCCAUUUCACCGCAUCACACCAGAAGGCGUGGCAUUCGUAGCUCAAUGGGCCCUGGUGGCUGUGAUUGGCUACUGGCUGCUGUCCCUACUGCUGCGAUUGGUGGGUUCUGUGGUGAGGCGGAUCCUGUGGCUGCUGAAACUGGGCGUGGCACUCUGGCUGUUCUCUCUGAUCGUGGGCGACACCGAGGCAGGGGUGGAGACCACGGCCUUGCGAUUGGCCGGGCUAGUAUGCGCCUGCGUCCUGAUGGGAAUGGGCGGGGCCAGUGACCGCAACCGUGACUCCGCCCACCUGGAGAAGCGCAUCAGGAGCCUGGAGGCGAAACUGAGAACGGUGGAGCGCAAGAAGGAGGAGUGAUGGGAAAAACACGCUAACACACCCAGACACACACAAACACGCAUACACGCACUCUCUCACACAAACACGUACAAACACUCUCUCUCUCACACACACACUCAGAGA